AUGACAAUAAUUAAGCCAGAACCCAAUACUAUAGACGAGUUCAAGUUACUUUCAAGUGAAAUCAACCAGAACAAUAAUGGUUCCAAAUCUAGCUCAGCGACUAUUAGAAGUUCUCAAUCAUGUCCUAACCGCCCAGCUCUUAGUGAUAUCUCAAAUAUUAAAAAGUCACCUAAACAAAAGGAAAAGGAUAUGUUGAAACAAAAAUAUGUCAAUUUCCUACUCAGUCCUAAUGUGGUUGUUGGAUCCAAUGAGGAGCAGAACAAAAUUUUAAAAGUUUCACAAGAGAAAGAUAUAGGAUCAGAGAAUCAUUUGGUGAUUAAGAAGGAGUCGCUAGGAUUAAUGGAAAUACCCAAAGAACAUUUGAAGAAGAAAAAUUAUAAAAACAAUGAACUAUAUGUUGCAAGACAUGAGAGUGUAGAAACUGGGAAAAAAAUUGAAGAGAAGCUUAUUGAAUCUAAAGAAAUUACAAAUACUGAUAAUAUUGGAAAUUUUGAUGAUAAAAAUGUCAAACAACAAUUUUCUGACUCAGAAAAUAAUGAGGAAAGAACUUUGAAAUAUGAAGAUAUACGUUGUGAAUCGCCUGGAGGUUACGAAAUAUGUGACAAACUGCUAUAUGAACUUAAUGAUAAUGAAGAAUUUGCAGAGAGUCACAUGGAUGAGAUAUUUAAGAAUCUCCAACCAAAUGAAGAAGAAUUCUAUCGUGAUGCAGCAAAGUGGUCACUACCUGAAUGGAUAGGAUUUGGACAGAAAAUGAUUGAUGAAUAUACUCAACAUGUUGGUGAACUUGUUGAACAAAGAAUUCAGUUGAGCUAUAAAUUCGAAAUAAUUACAAAAGCGAUAAAUGAAAGAGCAGAAGCUCUUAAUAAACGAGGUAAAUUGUUGGAUACAAAAUUGAAUAAAAUUAAGGAUCUAGGGAAAGAAAUACUAGAGAUCAUUUAA
Messenger RNA from Vanderwaltozyma polyspora DSM 70294, 939 nucleotides. It is a transcript of the gene ECM11, whose product is annotated as Ecm11p. The transcript has a single exon. The record is from RefSeq and is a predicted model, not a curated record. Lineage: Eukaryota; Fungi; Ascomycota; Saccharomycetes; Saccharomycetales; Saccharomycetaceae. The coding region runs from base 1 to 939 and encodes 312 amino acids.